Messenger RNA from Olea europaea var. sylvestris, 1266 nucleotides. RefSeq names its product E3 ubiquitin-protein ligase MIEL1. The coding region runs from base 105 to 914 and encodes 269 amino acids. Gene Ontology annotation, cellular component: nucleus. Gene Ontology annotation, molecular function: ubiquitin protein ligase activity; zinc ion binding. Gene Ontology annotation, biological process: protein ubiquitination; ubiquitin-dependent protein catabolic process. The record is from RefSeq and is a predicted model, not a curated record. The transcript has 13 exons. Lineage: Eukaryota; Viridiplantae; Streptophyta; Magnoliopsida; Lamiales; Oleaceae.
AUUAUUUAUUUCGCGGAUGCAAAAGGGUCAGUGUCCCAAUUUAGACAAUGGCAUUUUCAAUUUGAUUGCUUAUACCUCUUGUUUCUGGAAAAUAAUUUUUGCCAAUGCUAAUGGAAGGCCGCUCCAAUGAUCGGCUUACUUUUGGGAAGAUGGGUUAUGGAUGCAAACAUUACAGAAGAAGAUGCAAGAUUCGAGCUCCUUGCUGUAAUGAGGUCUAUGAUUGUCGCCACUGUCACAAUGAAUCCACGAAUUUGCUGCAAAACAUUUUUGAUCGGCAUGAAUUGGUGCGGUAUGAUGUAAAACAAGUUAUCUGUUCAGUUUGUGAUGCACAGCAGCCUGUUGCCCGUGUUUGUACAAAUUGCGGUGUCAAUAUGGGAGAAUACUUUUGUGACGUGUGCAAAUUCUAUGAUGAUGAUAUUGACAAAGGACAGUUUCAUUGUGAUGAUUGUGGGAUCUGCAGAGUUGGUGGCCGUGAGAACUUCUUUCAUUGUAAGAAGUGUGGCUCUUGUUAUUCAGUUAGUUUGCGUAACAAUCAUUCAUGUGUGGAAAACUCUAUGCGACAUCACUGUCCUAUAUGUUACGAGUAUCUCUUCGACUCUUUGAAAGAUACAAUCGUUAUGAAUUGCGGACAUACCAUGCAUUGCGACUGUUACAAUGAGAUGAUAAAGCGUGAAAAGUACUGCUGCCCAAUAUGCUCUAAAUCGACCAUGGACAUGUCCAGAACCUGGAAGAGAAUGGAUGAAGAGAUAGAAGCGACCGUCAUGCCUGAUGAGUACAGAUAUAAGAAGGUUUGGAUCCUGUGCAACGAUUGCAAUGACACGACCGAGGUUUACUUCCAUGUAAUUGGUCAGAAAUGCAGCCAUUGUGAAUCGUACAACACUCGGACAAUUGCACCGCCUGUUCUUCCUCAAUGAACAUCAUUUUUACUCAUCCAAAGCCUCUGAUUCUGAGCCUGAAACAUGAGGAACCUUUGGUUUUUAUCAGUUUCCAUUAUUUCCGACUUAAAAGAAAGAUGUCGAAAGAAACUAUUGGACUUCUUUAUUGUGUGAGUUGCACCCAUUGAACUACAGUCUCUGAUGAAUUUGUGACUUGGAAAAUUUUUCUAAGGUAAUUUUUUCUCCAAAAAUGUAGAGAAAAAUUCAGCAACCUGAACUCUGAAUUGUUGUACACUAUUUGUAUACACUUACGUCGUCUUGUCAAUGCAAGGGAUGAACUCAUUUUCUCGUAGCAAUGUUAUUGAUAAAAGAUGUAUUCGGCAUUUUUUUA